Messenger RNA from Suncus etruscus (white-toothed pygmy shrew), 2753 nucleotides. It is a transcript of the gene FOXO3, whose product is annotated as forkhead box O3. The record is from RefSeq and is a predicted model, not a curated record. Gene Ontology annotation, cellular component: nucleus; mitochondrial matrix. Gene Ontology annotation, biological process: regulation of transcription by RNA polymerase II. The transcript is spliced from 3 exons. Gene Ontology annotation, molecular function: RNA polymerase II cis-regulatory region sequence-specific DNA binding; DNA-binding transcription factor activity, RNA polymerase II-specific. The coding region runs from base 206 to 2242 and encodes 678 amino acids. Lineage: Eukaryota; Metazoa; Chordata; Mammalia; Eulipotyphla; Soricidae.
GAGCUCGGCUCUCCAGCCCCGCGGUCACCAACUCUCCUUUCCCCCUUCUCCUCCUGCUUCCCCAGGAGCGGCGGCUUCGGGAGCGGCGGCGCCCUCCGUCCUUCCCCCGCAGCCCGGCCGGGCCCGAGAGGGAGAGAGAGAGAGAGCGCGCGCGCGAGAGCCCGAGCCGCGGGCGGGCGGGCGGCCAGGCGGCCCGGCGGCGAAGAUGGCAGAGACGCCGGCCUCGCCAGCCCCGCUGUCGCCGCUCGAAGUGGAGCUGGACCCGGAGUUCGAGCCCCAGAGCCGGCCGCGCUCCUGUACGUGGCCCCUGCAGAGGCCGGAGCUGCAAGGCAGCCCGGCCAAGCCCUCGGGGGAGGCGGCCGCCGACUCCAUGAUCCCCGAGGAGGAGGACGAUGAAGACGACGAGGACGGCGGCCGGGCCGGCUCGGCCAUGGCGAUGGCGCUCGGCGGCGGCGGGCUCGGCGGGAGCGGGAGCGGCGCGCUGAGCUCCGGGCUGCUCUUGGAGGACUCGGCCCGCCUGCUGCUGCCCGGCGGCCAAGACCCCGGCGCCGGGCCAGCCUCCGCGGCGGGCGCCCUGGGCGGCGGGGCGCAGACGCCGCUGCAGCUCCAGCAGCCGCUGCCGCCGCCGCAGCCCGGGGCGGCGGGGGGCUCGGGGCAGCCGAGGAAAUGCUCGUCGCGGCGCAACGCCUGGGGCAACCUGUCCUACGCCGACCUCAUCACCCGCGCCAUCGAGAGCUCCCCGGACAAGCGGCUCACCCUGUCCCAGAUCUACGAGUGGAUGGUCCGCUGCGUGCCCUACUUCAAGGAUAAGGGCGACAGCAACAGCUCCGCCGGCUGGAAGAACUCUAUUCGGCACAACCUGUCUCUGCACAGCCGCUUCAUGCGCGUACAAAAUGAGGGGACUGGCAAGAGCUCCUGGUGGAUCAUCAAUCCUGAUGGGGGGAAGAGCGGGAAGGCCCCCCGACGGCGGGCUGUCUCCAUGGACAACAGCAACAAGUACACUAAGAGCCGUGGCCGGGCAGCCAAGAAGAAGGCAGCCCUGCAAACAGCUACUGAGUCAGCAGAUGACAGCCCCUCCCAGCUCGCCAAAUGGCCUGGGAGCCCCACAUCACGCAGCAGUGAUGAGCUGGAUGCCUGGACUGACUUCCGCUCUCGUACCAAUUCCAAUGCCAGCACAGUUAGUGGCCGCCUGUCGCCCAUCUUGGCAAGCACAGAGUUGGAUGAUGUCCAGGACGACGAUGCGCCACUGUCCCCCAUGCUCUACAGCAACUCAGCCAGCCUCUCGCCUACUGUGAGCAAACCAUGCACCGUGGAGCUGCCACGGCUCACUGACAUGGCGGGCACCAUGAAUCUGAAUGAUGGGCUGGCAGACAACCUCAUGGAUGACCUGCUGGAUAACAUCACGCUCCCAUCGUCCCAGCAAUCACCCACGGGAGGACUCAUGCAGAGGAGCUCCAGCUUCCCCUAUACCACCAAGGGCUCUGGCCUAGGCUCCCCAACCAGCUCCUUUAACAGCACCGUGUUUGGACCCUCGGCUCUGAAUUCCCUGCGCCAGUCUCCUAUGCAGACCAUCCAAGAGAACAAGCCAGCGACCUUUUCUUCCAUGUCACAUUAUGGCAACCAGACACUCCAGGACUUGCUCACGUCAGACUCACUCAGCCACAGUGAUGUCAUGAUGACGCAGUCGGACCCCCUGAUGUCUCAGGCCAGCACUGCUGUGUCCGCCCAGAACUCUCGGCGGAAUGUCAUACUCCGCAGUGACCCUAUGAUGUCCUUUGCUGCCCAGCCUAAUCAAGGGAGUUUGGUCAAUCAGAACUUGCUCCACCACCAGCACCCGGCUCAGGGCGCACUUGGUGGUGGCCGUGCCUUGUCGAAUUCUGUCAGCAACCUGGGCUUGAACGACUCCAGCAGCCUUGGGUCAGCCAAACACCAGCAGCAAAAUCCUGUCAGCCAGUCUAUGCAAACCCUCUCAGACUCUCUCUCAGGCUCUUCCUUGUACUCCACUAGUGCAAAUCUUCCUGUGAUGGGCCAUGAGAAGUUCCCCAGCGACUUGGACCUGGACAUGUUCAAUGGCAGCUUGGAAUGUGACAUGGAGUCCAUUAUCCGCAGUGAACUCAUGGAUGCUGAUGGGUUGGAUUUUAACUUUGACUCCCUCAUCUCCACACAGAAUGUUGUUGGUUUGAAUGUGGGGAACUUCACUGGUGCUAAGCAGGCCUCAUCUCAGAGCUGGGUGCCAGGCUGAAGGAUCGCUGAGGAAAGGGGAAGUGGGCAAAGCAGACCCUCAAACUGACACAAGAACUACAGAGAAAGAAAAAAAAAAAACCCUUUGCCAAAUCUGCUCUCAGCAAGUGGACAGUGAUACCGUUUACAGCUUAACACCUUUGUGACUCCCGCACCAUUCCCUAGCCCAGCAGAGACUGUUAACGGCCCCUGAACCCCGGGUGAAGUACCCCAGGAACAGAACUCUCUCUAAAGUAUGCAAAACCUUCCUUGUAUUGGGUGAGGAUGAGCCAGCCACCUGCCAGCGAAAGACAACUGCGCCCUGUCAGCACCACCCACCACUGUGGAGCACCUGCGCACUGACGCCGUGUUUCCGUGCCUCGAUGGCCCAUGGGAUAUUAAGUGUUGUUUUGUGUUUUCCUUUCUGGGUUUGUCAUAUGCAUUAACUUGCAGUAUAUUUCUGUUGAAAUGUUAACCAUUCUCUCCCUGCAAGUUUUUAAAAUGUAAGAACAAGAUUGUAUUAGUGGUCAUUU